CUGCCUUAUCUGUCUAAUCGCUAGUUCGCUACCCAUUGAGCGUGUCUGUCUGCGAGGGGAAGAGAGCGAAAGAGAGAGAAAGUGCGGGCGAGAGAGAGAGAGAGAGAGAGAGAGAGAGAGCGAAAGAGUACAAAUUACAAAUCCCUCUUUCCUCGCAAAUGCAAAGGAGUUGGCGCUGGAACAUAGAAACCUUUUUCCCACACUUCACCACCCGAUUCUCACAUUUCUUCUUCGUCUUCCUUCCUCUUUCAGACAGAGCAACCUCCUUACCGGAUUGAUUGCUUUUUCUGUCUGAACAAAAAAAAUCCACUCCCACUUUUCUGCAACCCAAUCGACCCAAUACAACUCUUUAGAUAUCUUCACAUUUUAUCUUCUUACCAAAGCUUGUCGGUGGGAAAUUGGUAAAGUUACACAAAGAAGUGGGGAUUUGUUCGUAAAUGCUUUCUUCUUCUUCUUCUGGAGACGGAGUUGACCGAACGCGAGGGUAACCAUGGUGGUCCGGAAGGUCGGAAAGUACGAGGUGGGAAGGACGAUUGGAGAAGGGACGUUCGCCAAGGUCAAGUUUGCUCAGAACACUGAGACUGGUGAGAGCGUUGCCAUGAAAGUGCUCGACCGCAGGACCAUCAUCAAGCACAAGAUGGUCGAUCAGAUUAAGAGGGAGAUAUCUAUAAUGAAGCUUGUCAGACAUCCAUAUGUUGUCCAUCUACAUGAGGUUCUUGCCAGCCGUACAAAAAUAUAUAUAAUAUUGGAGUUCAUUACAGGCGGAGAAUUGUUUGAUAAAAUAGUUCACCGAAGGCGACUGAGUGAAACUGAGGCAAGAAGAUACUUUCAACAGCUUAUUGACGGGGUGGGUUAUUGCCACAGCAAGGGGGUUUAUCACCGAGAUUUAAAGCCUGAAAAUCUUCUGUUGGAUUCCCACGGAAAUCUGAAAAUUUCAGAUUUUGGCCUUAGUGCAUUGCCUGCCCAAGGAGUUAGCCUCCUUCAUACCACCUGUGGAACUCCUAACUAUGUCGCACCUGAGGUACUCAGUCAUAAGGGUUAUGACGGUGCUGUAGCAGACGUCUGGUCCUGUGGUGUUAUUCUUUAUAUUUUGAUGGCAGGAUAUCUCCCAUUUGAUGAGAUUGACCUCACAACACUGUAUUUUAAGAUAGAGAAAGCAGAGUUUUCAUGCCCAUCUUGGUUUUCAGUUGGGGCACAAUCCUUGAUUCAUAGAAUUCUGGACCCAAAUCCUGAAACUCGCAUUCGCAUUGAAGAGAUGAGGAAGGAUGAAUGGUUUAGGAAGGGCUAUGUGCCUGUUAAGAUUGUUGAGUAUGAGGAUGUUAACCUGGAUGAUAUAUAUGCUGUUUUUGAUGAUCCUGAGCAGGUUAGUGAGAAAUCUGGGAAGGAAGACAUGGGUCCUCUGAUUUUAAAUGCUUUUGACCUAAUCAUUCUCUCGCAAGGGCUGAACCUUUCAGCAUUGUUUGACCAUGGACAGGACUGUCUGAUGCAUCAAACACGCUUUAUAUCACAAAAACCGGCAAAAGUUGUUCUGUCAAGUAUGGAAGUCGUUGCACAAUCAAUGGGGUUCAAAACACAUAUCCGUCAUUACAAGAUGAGGGUAGAAGGUCUUGCAACGAAUAAGGCUUCACAUUUCUCUGUUGUUUUGGAAGUUUUUGAAGUAGCUCCCUCAUUUUACAUGGUGGAUAUUUAUAAGGCAGCUGGAGAUUCAGUUGAAUUCCUCAAGUUCUACAAGAAAUUUUGUAGCAAGCUUGAGGAUAUCAUCUGGAAACCACCAAAUGAGACCAGCAAGCCGUGGUUGACCAGGUCAAGGCGUUAGUUUUGUUUCUGAUAACCUCUAUGUACCUCUAAUGUGCAAUUAUAUAUUGCAUUGACCACAAUACCUCAGUGGAUGUUCAAUGAAUGUUGUGACCCAUAGUUGCAUCUUCUGUGCAGUUUACCUUAAAUCACAUAUUGGGUAUGUAACUCAUUUGUCAUAUUCUGCAUUAAGUGAUGCUUUGUUGUAGAAACCCAUAGAUGAACUUAUUAAGAGAUGAAAUCAAUUGAGAUCCUGGGUUGAAAUUUCAUUAA
This is a messenger RNA of Macadamia integrifolia, 2067 nucleotides long. RefSeq names its product CBL-interacting serine/threonine-protein kinase 8-like. Gene Ontology annotation, biological process: signal transduction; protein phosphorylation. Gene Ontology annotation, molecular function: protein kinase activity; ATP binding. The transcript has 14 exons. The record is from RefSeq and is a predicted model, not a curated record. The coding region runs from base 491 to 1816 and encodes 441 amino acids. Lineage: Eukaryota; Viridiplantae; Streptophyta; Magnoliopsida; Proteales; Proteaceae.